ACGUGACUGUGCAAUACGGAAGUUUUGAUCUCGAAGACUUAGGCAGCAGACCUCUCUAUGGUACAAGGGAAGAAAUCUUUGUUUCAUCUGUUUAGCCCCGUUGUAUAGAUAGUCAGGUAAAUUGUUUUUUUUUUCCCCACUGCGUUUAAAAUUCAUGUAUAAUUUCGCUUUUUGGUGGUGUCUCCAUUGGUUUCAUGAGGUGGCUAUGCUCCAGUUGCUCAUCUGGCCUGCUUUAGCGACCAUUUGCUGCUGGAAAUGUUAACCGGGAUGACCCAGAAGCAUCACUUGGAGGGGCAGGUGUAUUCUGUCCCAUUGAUUCAGCAGGACCUGAGGAGGGAAGAGGCUGUACACCAAAUCACCGAUGCUCUGCUGUACCUGGAAAACAUAUCAACCGACAUCUUCAACAGGGUAUCUCAAAGUGUGGAAAGGAACCGCUCUCACCUCCAGGCUGUCGCAGACCGCAUCAAACUAGCUCAAGCCAGAGUUCAGAAGAUCAAAGGAAGCAAGAAGGCCACCAAGGUGUUUUCCAGUGCUAAGUACCCUGCUCCAGAAAAACUGCAGGACUACUCCUCCAUAUUUAUGGGUGCUAUCGACCCAGUGUCUCAAAAGCGACCUCGCUACAAAGUUCAAGCCAAGCUCCGCCCCUUGGAUGACAAGGCUUUGCAGGAGAAGCUGAUGUAUUUCCCAGUGUGUGUGAACACUAAGAAGCGUUCUGACGAUGAGACGGAGGAGGGGCUGGGGAGUCUGCCCAGGAACAUCAGCUCCAUCAGCUCCUUACUACUGUUCAACACUACUGAGAACCUGUAUAAGAAAUAUGUGUUCCUGGAUCCCCUGGCUGGAGCGAUCACUAAAACUCACACCGCACUAGAAACAGAGAAGGAAGAAAAGCCAUUCGAUGCACCGCUCUCCAUCACUAAGAGAGAGCAGCUGGAGAGACAGACUGCAGAGAAUUAUUUCUAUGUGCCAGAUCUGGGUCAGGUGCCAGAGAUUGACGUGCCCUCAUACUUGCCUGACCUUCCUGGCAUCGCAGAUGACCUCAUGUACAGUGCUGACCUGGGUCCAGGGUUCGCACCCUCUGUUCCUGCCAACACAGCCAUCCCAGAGCUCCCUUCCUUUGGCACAGACCACGAAGAACCCAACGGACAUGGCUCCCAGUUUAGAACAGAGGCUCCUCCCCCACCUCCUCCACCCCCACCUCCUCCUCCUCCUCCUCCUCCUCCUCCUGGGACUCCUCCUGCUCCACCUCCUCCUCCACCUCUUCCUGAAUUUACAGAUAACACAGGGGCUGGAGACGCAGCCAGUAAAGCCCAUCCCACAGGUGCAGUGAAGGGUGCACCUGCAGAGGUGUUGCAGCCAUCAGAUGGACGAGCUAGCCUGCUCGAGUCAAUCCGAAACGCCGGCGGCAUUGGCAAAGCCAAGCUACGGAAUGUUAAAGAACGCAAGAUGGAGAAGAAGAAGCAGAAGGAACAAGAACAGGUUGGAGCAACAAGAAGUGGUGGCGAUUUUAUGUCUGAUCUCUUCAACAAACUGGCCUUGCGCAGGAAAGGGAUCUCGGGUAAAGGCCCUGCGGGCAGCGACGCCACAGAGGCGCCUGCCAGUUCCGGCGGCGCAUUCGCCAGGAUGUCUGAUGUGAUCCCACCCCUUCCUGCACCACAGCAGCCAACCACAGAGGACGACGAUGACUGGGAGGCGUAGCCAAAUCAUGGAUCAUUGCUCUUUUCUGGUUGGGUGUCAUAUGAGCCGACUAGAACAUUUGUGAACUGAACCUAGGGCUUGAAGUUUUGAAACUGUUGCACUUAAAAGUGUGUUGAUCAGCUGGAGCGUCUGGCUCAGCUUGGCCAGCAGUACUUGACAGCAGGAGGCAGUGUUGUAUUUGUAUAAAAGAGGAAUGAAGACAAAUGUUAAGAUGAAGAUGGGCCUACAAUGAGACAGCAGGCCAGGUUAUCUUGCAGACUUUUUUAAAAGCUGUGUGUAUUUUUGUAUUUCAAAUACCCAUUUGUGAUGAAUUUGUACAAGGUGAGAAUGAAUAAGACCAAUAUUAUAGGGAGAAUAUGACUGCUCGUCUGUACUUAGACCGAAUGCAGACCAUUACCCAGCUUGCACAACUCACACUAAACUCAAUUUGUGUAACCAGCAAACUUUUAAUUCAUCUGUUUGAUCCUUAUCACACAGGCACAGACACAUACUGAUAAAUCUGUGUGCAUAUACAGGCUGACUUUGGUUCCUCAUAAUCUUUUAGAUUAGGAAGUGUAGGGAUAAAAUGGAAUAUUCAAAAGUGCCAAAGGGGACUGACUGACUGACUGUCUACACAUAAAACUACUUAAAGCAGUAUUCCUGACAAAGAAAGCAAAAUGUGAAAUCUCAGCAAGUAGUAAACUUGAGCUUGAGGAGUACUUAAAACAUGGCAAUAGUGUAACUGCUUUCUUCACCCACCAGUGUUCAGCAGUAUUUUAAACCCCUACUAGACACAUACCAUUUGUGGUUUAGAUGCGUUAUUUAAAUGCAAACCCGUCCUUGUUGAAUAGGUCUAAAUCACUCCAGAAAUAAAUGCAAAUCUCUUGA
Molecule: messenger RNA, 2562 nt
Organism: Electrophorus electricus (electric eel)
Lineage: Eukaryota; Metazoa; Chordata; Actinopteri; Gymnotiformes; Gymnotidae
Gene: wash1
Product: WAS protein family homolog 1
Biological process (GO): retrograde transport, endosome to Golgi; endocytic recycling; exocytosis
Cellular component (GO): WASH complex; early endosome; recycling endosome
Molecular function (GO): gamma-tubulin binding; alpha-tubulin binding
Source: RefSeq, a predicted model, not a curated record